CCGGCAAAAGAUUGCCCCGAUUUCUUACCUUGUUUGCUGCUCAAGGAUUUGCAUGAAGUUGCUGAUGCCUAUCUUUGGUAUUUAGGCCCAUGAAACCUGUCAUAUUCUUUACUAUACUUGCUUAGGAAGGAUUCGGCGGUCUUCUCUCUUUCUGAUAUGUUAAACGCCUAUGACAUGAGCGUGGUAUGCCUACAAUAGAGACAUGUUCCAGCUUGCUCGGGUUGUCAAGUCCAAAUAUCUCUCGAAACGUUCUUUGCUCAUUCGCCAAGACGACGACCCGUCGUUGGGGUUGGAGUAACACACAUACACAGCCACACUCACACACACACACACAAAGAAUGAUUAGUGAGAUCAACCCCCGAUCUAGUUAACAUAACUGCUUGGGCUUCCUCGGUAUAUGAAAGACUAUUUUUGUGUCUUUUGUAUAUGCCGAUGUUCCAAUUUUGAUGGCCUCACGGAUCACAAGUGCUGUGAUAAAAACUCAGGUUCAACAUUAGGUUUCGUGCAUGUGGAUACAGAUUUACUAUUGGACACACGUCAAGCGCCAAAUCAUUUGAACGGUGAUGAUGAAGAGGAAAGCACACAGCAAGUCGCGCAACGGUUGUAGGAAUUGCAAAAAGCGACACGUCAAGUGUGACGAACAAGGGCCGCCGUGCCUCAAUUGCGUGGUGCGGGAGACGCAAGGUACUUGCGCAUAUGCCCAGCCACCGUCACAACAACAACAACAACAACAACAAAUAAGGAGCUCGACAUCGACCCUAUCGCCGGGUUUUGUUACACCCAAUGGGUCCCACAGCAGCACCGACGGGGGCAGGCCCCCAAGGAUACCGGUGUCGCCCGCCGGGAGCUUCCUCUGCCCUUCGACUUCCGGAUCGUCGUCGUUGACGUCGUCUGCAUCCGAAGCGGCGGCCGCCGAGGCCCGGCGGCUGAUGGACGUGGAGCUCAUGCACAGGUGGUCGACCAUAACGUACAAGUCGUUCGUCUCCAUCGCCGAAGACCGCUACUAUCUCCAGACCCAGGUGCCGCUGGCGGCGUUCAAGCAUGAGUACCUGCUGAACGGUAUUCUGGCCCUGACGGCUCUGGAAAAGGCCUUGACAGAGGCUACCGACAGCACGCCUCCUGCGGACGACGAGGUUGUGGACGAGGCACACGUGCCGUUGAGCGUUUUAGACUCGGCCGGCUCGCUUGAGAGACCAGGAAACGAGAUCCGGACCUAUGUCCGCGCGGGCUUGGAUUAUUACGGCAGAGCAAUUCGGGCAUUUAGGGAAAAGCUGUGUGGCACACUUGGGCCGGAGGACCAGCACCCUUUGUUCUUCAUGGCGAUGGUGGCACCGCUCGUCAACCUAAUCAUACCGCGAUCCCUCAAGUUGUUAAAUCAAGAAAAAGCCGAAGGGGGCAACGAUUUCUGGGAGGGUGGUGGUGAUGACGGCGGGGACUCGCAAGCGCACAGCACAAUCGCACAGGCGUUGGGGAUAUUCGAGCUGUUCCACGGGUUGAGUUCCAUCAUGAGGAUGGAUUGGGGUGGCAUGCUCAACAGCCCUGCCGGACCAUCAAUAACCGCAGCCCUCAAGCUCGGCCCGCCAGACAUCCACUCGCUCGACCAAGACACGGACGAGGCCCUGAACACGCUCAUGGCCGUAGCGGCCUCGCUCGCACCAUCAACCAACGGCUCGGCAGCCGGCCAGGAUCCCACUGACCAAGAAGAAGCAAAGCAUAGAUACAGGGCCAUCACGGCCCCGGCGGAAGAGCUCAUGGCGGCCACCGACUUCGACCGCCUCCACGACGGGCGGCUCUCGGGCUCGAUCCCCGAACCGCAGCCGAGCCUGGCGACCAUGACCAUCGCGCUGGAGCUAAGGGGCGAGAUCCCGCAGCGCACCAAGGCCGAGCAGCGGCGCGACAUGUACAUGAACGAGGUGUUUUACCUGCGGUACUGUUUCGCCGAGAUACCUGCGCGGGCGGCGUACAAGUUCUCGGGCUUGGGGUGGCCGUGCAUGGGCGGGCACGAGUUCACGCGCGCCCUGGCGCACAGGGAGCCGUUUGCGCUCCUGCUCCUGGCCUUUUGGGGUGUCCUCAUAGGCCGCGAGAGCAACUCGACCUGGUGGACUGGCUCCAUCGGGGCGGACUUGGUCGCGGAGAUCUCGGAGGCACUUGUCCUGCUCGAGAUGAGGGGCCAGCUUGGGGAUGGCUUUGCGAGCAUGCCCGAGUGGAGGACCAGCGUGUCGUGGACGAGGACGCAGAUCGGGCUGACAGCGAUCUCGUGA
Pyricularia grisea is the source of this 2261-nucleotide messenger RNA. RefSeq lists its product as uncharacterized. Lineage: Eukaryota; Fungi; Ascomycota; Sordariomycetes; Magnaporthales; Pyriculariaceae. Gene Ontology annotation, molecular function: zinc ion binding; DNA-binding transcription activator activity, RNA polymerase II-specific. The record is from RefSeq and is a predicted model, not a curated record. Gene Ontology annotation, biological process: regulation of transcription by RNA polymerase II. The transcript has 3 exons. The coding region runs from base 564 to 2261 and encodes 565 amino acids.